Molecule: messenger RNA, 1458 nt
Organism: Daldinia decipiens
Lineage: Eukaryota; Fungi; Ascomycota; Sordariomycetes; Xylariales; Hypoxylaceae
Product: peptidase C13 family-domain-containing protein
Exons: 2
Coding region: 177-1388 (403 amino acids)
Biological process (GO): attachment of GPI anchor to protein; proteolysis; protein localization to cell surface
Cellular component (GO): GPI-anchor transamidase complex
Molecular function (GO): GPI-anchor transamidase activity
Source: RefSeq, a predicted model, not a curated record
GUUUCAAUUUCAAUUUCAGUUUCAAUUUCAAUUUCAGUUUCAAUUUCAAUGUUCCAUCCUUCAAAGACGUCAAUACUGUAAUCCAAAAGAACAUUACUAUUCUAUCAUUAUCCGUCGACGACGACAUACCGUACGGAAACUUGGCGCAACCUUCGCGCCAUCAUCAGGUGUCCAUCAUGAAGUUGUCCAACGUGUUAAAUCUCCCCGCGCUUCUAGCAGCGUCGCUGUUUGCUCCCUCGAUUGUGUCGGCCGAGCAUACGAGCAACUGGGCUGUCCUGGUUGGCACGUCGAGGUUUUGGUUCAACUAUCGCCAUCUCGCCAAUGUAUUAUCCAUGUACCGAACCGUAAAGCGUCUAGGCAUCCCCGACUCGCAGAUCAUCCUUAUGCUUCCCGACGACAUGGCUUGCAACCCGCGCAACGCCUUCCCCGGGACCGUGUAUAGUAACGCAGACCGCGCCGUCGAUCUAUAUGGGGACAAUAUCGAAGUCGAUUACCGAGGAUACGAGGUCACCGUCGAGAAUUUCAUCCGCUUAUUGACAGACCGUGUUGGGGAUGAGAUGCCAAGGAGUAAGCGACUGUUGACUGAUGACCGGAGCAACAUCUUUGUGUAUAUGACAGGACACGGAGGAAACGAGUUCCUCAAGUUCCAAGAUGCCGAAGAGAUUGGCGCUUUCGACUUAGCAGAUGCGUUUGAACAGAUGUGGGAAAAGAGACGGUACCACGAGAUUCUAUUUAUGAUCGAUACGUGCCAAGCGAAUACCAUGUACAGCAAGCUAUACUCUCCUAAUAUUAUCGCUACCGGGUCUUCCGAACUCGACCAGUCCUCGUAUUCCCACCACGCCGAUAACGACGUCGGAGUCGCUGUUAUUGAUCGAUAUACAUAUUAUAACCUCGAGUUUCUAGAAUACAACGUCAAGGACUUGAGCAGUAAAAAGACGAUCGGCGAUCUCUUUGAUAGUUACAACUACGAGAAGAUUCACUCCAAUGCAGGCGUCCGAUACGACCUAUUCCAAGGUGGCCCGGAAGCUGCGCGGAGUCGGUUAUUGACCGACUUCUUUGGAAACAUCCAGAACGUCGAAGUGGAUGGAGCUAGAGAUACUACAGUCGAUGACGAGAUGCUAGCUCUUAGCAAAACGAUUACAAAACUAAGAAUCCUCGCGGACGAGGAGGAGGAGGAAGAAAAUAAGGCUAAGAAGGCUAAUAAGACAAGCGAAAGUAAUGCUAUAGGAUCUAGCAUAUCCAAGACUCGACAGCCGAAAAAAGUACAAACAGCCAAGCCGCUGACGGACGAUAACUGGUACGGCAAGAAGCUUGUCGGCGCAACAGCGUUAGCCAUUUGCGCUGCUCUAUGGGUUCUAGGGUCAUAUCUAGAGACUCCGAAGAAUUAGCUGUGAUUUGAAAUGUGUAUGCUGUUAUUAAUAAUACAAUAAAAUACGCUUCUAAACAUUUGAAUAAGCG